GAUCACUUCUUUUCUUUUUCUCUGUGGUUUUUCACACACGUACCAACACUUUUCCGUUGCAAUUAGAUAAUGUCUACUAUCAUUGAAAUAAAUCGAUCACUGGCUGGCAGCAGACGGAAUAGGAAGAAUGCUGUUGAUCUUUCCCUUAACUUUGAACAAAUAACUGAUAAAAGUCCACAAGUCUCCAAAGGAAGACCGUCUAAAGGUGGCGAAAAAAUUCGUGCCAAGCGCUACUACGUGAAAAAUCAUCUGCUAGUUUUGCAUAAGAGGAAGCUAAAAAGAUACUACGAUAAAGUCAUCAAAUUAUUGUGCAAACACAUUUAUAAUGAAGAAGAAGUAUUGAAUGAACUGAGAAAGAAAUGUACCAGCUAUAUCGCAAAAUAUCCCGGAACCAAAGAAUUUCAUCUCAUUUAUUACGCAAAUAUCGUAAGAGAAGACAGAUAUUUGAAUUUUAUGGAAGAAGCAUCAAAUACCUUUCUAGACUCUUAUAAUGAAGAAAUACCCAGCAUUGAGAUUAUGCAACCACUUGAACGGAAUAUCACAACUAAGCACUCACUUAUGCUACUUCAUAUGUGCACUUUAUUAUCGGCAUAUUUACUGCUCCACCAUGUCAAUGAAGAGUUUAAGGAAAUGCCAAGUGGACCAGAAAAGGAAGAAAAGGUUCGACAAGCGUGCACCGAUGAAUAUAUCGUUUCUUAUGAUCAUCUUGUCGAUCUAUAUAAAGACUCUGCUGAAGUUUCAACAGAAGAUGAAUUUGAAACUGUAAAGCGCAUUUUCCCCAUUGUUCAAGAUGCAGAAGAGGAAGAAAACGAAAAAACAAUCAUCGUAGAGACAACUGCUGAGAUAGAGGACGAGAGCAAUGCAGAGAUGGAUGAGGACCAACGAUUAGACGAAACAAACAAACAUAGAGUUUUCAAUUAUUUGUUGGCAACAUCUGAAAAUGACGAUUAUCAGAGUGACGAUGCGAGUGCACAAGUCGAUAUUGAACCCACAAUUACUGAAAGUGCGCAACGAGAAAAAUCAGUUUCGAAAAUAGAUACAGAAGAAGUCGAUUUAGCGGAUAAAAGUAUGGAUGAGAGCAAUAACUUGUUGGAUGCUAAGAACGAACGAAUUGAACAAGCUGUAUCAAAUACAAAUUUCGCUACAAGUGCAUCAGCCGAUGUAAUGAAACUCACUCCAAAAAAAGGCAGUAAACGUAAAGCAAAAGCAGAUACGGCCAAAGGCAGCAAAAAGUCAAGAUCUUAAUCCUGUUUUCCUAGGCUAUAUUGUGCACUUUUCCUCACUUUACCUUUCUGACCCUACUCUUUCACUGAUUUUAUAUCCGUUUAAAUUACUGACGCCCAAUGCUCAUCUAUUUAAACAUCUACUUAGCUUUUAUCAGUUCAUUUCUUUGACUUCUUCUGCUGUUACUGUCCUUUCUAUCGAAAAAAGAAAAAGUACAUUUUAUUGUUCCUCAAUAUGCAGGAUUAUCGAUGUAAUUCUGUAAUUACAUAAUAUGUCAUGGUGAAGUUCAGUAGAAAUUCGUAUUACAUUUGAUCUGAACAGGCUCAGUAGAGCAAAUCCGAAUUGUACGACAAUAGUAUUACCUGAUACGCGUAAUUAGACUUAGCUCAACAGCAAUCGUUCGAUCGUUUACCGAGGGUUCGUUUGCGGUGUACUGUUACCUACUGCAGCUGGAAAAUGAAAUAAGGUUAUUAAGUGU
This is a messenger RNA of Mycotypha africana, 1702 nucleotides long. RefSeq lists its product as uncharacterized. The transcript has 3 exons. The record is from RefSeq and is a predicted model, not a curated record. Bases 70 to 1245 code for a protein of 391 amino acids. NCBI's taxonomy places the organism in Eukaryota, Fungi, Mucoromycota, Mucoromycetes, Mucorales, Mycotyphaceae.